AUGGCCCAGUGCACUGAUUUCCAGCACCCGUAUGACCCUGUACGGCGGCAAAUGACAUAUGUACCAGUCAAGUCAUGGAUCAAAGCCAAUAAGGGCAAGGUGUUAAUCUACAACCCCAGUUUUUUAAAGUAUAUAUAUGACUCGUGGCUAGAGGGUAAUGGGAGAUAUCCAUCCACUGGAUUCCUGUCUCUGAUGUUUGCAGUUCACAUUUGUGAUGAGGUGAAAGUGUUUGGAUUUGGUGCUGACCAGGAUGGAAACUGGCACCAUUACUGGGAGGAUAACAAGCUGGGAGGAGCAUUCAGACAAACAGGCGUCCAUGAUGGAGACUUUGAGUACAACAUCACACUGCUCUUAGCAGACAAACACAAGAUCACACUCUACAGAGGAGGUUGAGCUCACACAUGGAAUUUUCCACAAAGCCUUAACAGAACAGAAAUACAGUACCACAAGACAGGGGCCAUUUGAGCACUUAUUACCAUUUAUUUAAGGAUUGAAAGCUUUAGAGAUUUGAUUUGAUUUGAUUUUUUUAUUGACUUUUAAAAUGAAGAUUAAAAAAAAAAAAGUUUGAUGGUUAAAAAUGAUUAAAUGACUGGUACUGAUUAAAUGACUUUGAGGCUGUUUGCAAAUGUUGCCCAUAUGAUGCAGACAUGGAUAAUAUCAGUUUCACUCAGUUUUAUUCUUUGUGAUAAUAUGAAUAAUAUGCCAUGGUUAAGUGGAAUAUAUAUAUAUAUAU
Molecule: messenger RNA, 733 nt
Organism: Carassius gibelio (silver crucian carp)
Lineage: Eukaryota; Metazoa; Chordata; Actinopteri; Cypriniformes; Cyprinidae
Product: CMP-N-acetylneuraminate-beta-galactosamide-alpha-2,3-sialyltransferase 1-like
Exons: 4
Coding region: 1-393 (130 amino acids)
Molecular function (GO): beta-galactoside (CMP) alpha-2,3-sialyltransferase activity
Source: RefSeq, a predicted model, not a curated record